Alternaria alternata is the source of this 961-nucleotide messenger RNA. RefSeq lists its product as hypothetical. The coding region runs from base 1 to 585 and encodes 194 amino acids. Gene Ontology annotation, biological process: mitochondrial respiratory chain complex I assembly. The record is from RefSeq and is a predicted model, not a curated record. NCBI's taxonomy places the organism in Eukaryota, Fungi, Ascomycota, Dothideomycetes, Pleosporales, Pleosporaceae. The transcript has 4 exons.
AUGGCCAACCAACACGUCACCUUCCACCCCCGGGACGCCCUCUCCAACACGGCGAGUACCACUCUCCAGACCACGGCUGUCGGCGCCGUCGUUGCCGGUGUUCAGAACACACUACGGAAGCAGAAUGUCGGAGCCAUGGGCAUCCUCACCCGCUCGGGAGGCAUAAUCGCCCUAUACGCUGGUGUCGGAGCCGCCUAUCAAUUCACACUCGACGCGACCAGCAACCUGCGACAAAAAGACGACUGCUACAGCGAAGCAGUUGCUGGUUUCGUCGCUGGAUGCGGUGUCGGUGUUGCCAGACGGAGCCUUCCCUUCAUGCUCGGUGCCGGAGUAUGCUUCUCCACCGCCCUCAGUGCCUACCGAUACGCCAAUGGUAUGCGCGGUGUCGGAGACAUCCGCGACCAGGUCGAUGACGAUGGCGAGGUCGAGCGCAGGGAGGAGCUGAAGAAGGUGCGCAGGCGGCCACUAUCCGAGACGCUCCAGCAACUGGGCGAGGGACGAGGAAUCUAUGGCCCCGGCUACGAGGAGAGGAGGCGGCAACGACUGUUGGAGAAGUACGGCAUCGACGUCAAGGCAGAGCAAUAGUCGGCUUGAAAGCAACAAACCUUUUCUUGGAGUUUACCACAACAAAUACCUCAUCACAAACACCUGGGCUACAUCUGGCUCGUGUAUAUACUAUCUCGACAAUCGAAUUGUUCAUCAAGAUCGUGGCAUUGUCUCUUACGCAUGUGGUGGGAGGAAGUCUCUCAGUCUCAAUGUGGACCAAACAAAACCCCAAUAGGCUCUGUUAUGAAUUGGCGAAUACUCUGAACACUGAUGUAAUGAGCCAUGCAGCGCGGGCUGUGUAUAAGCUUGAGUUUCAGCUAUCCGCUCUGUUCAAGGCCAAUUGGUCAACGAGAAGAAGGCGCGCGAUAUUGUGUGAUGUUCAGAUAGCUCUUGUCGAUUUUCGGUCUAAAUCUAC